AUGGCCGCUGAGUUGCCGCGAAAGGCGGAGGAGGCCCACCAGGCGCGCAGCGCGACGAUGGCCGCUGAGUUGCCGCGAAAGGCGGAGGAGGCCCACCAGGCGCGCAGCGCGACGAUGGCCGCUGAGUUGCCGCGAAAGGCGGAGGAGGCCCACCAGGCGCGCAGCGCGACGAUGGCCGCUGUGUUGCCGCGAAAGGCGGAGGAGGCCCACCAGGCAGAGGCGCGCAGCGCGACGAUGGCCGCUGAGUUGCCGCAAAAGGCGGAGGAGGCCCACCAGGACUCGGAGGCUGAGCUCGUCGAGGAGUCCUCAGUGCAGCAUGUCGGCACUUUGGCUGACAGCGUUCGGUCCAGUUCCCAUUCAGAUGAGGCCACGCCAAAGCCUGGCUGCAAUGCAGCACUCCCAUCGAAGACCGGGGGCUUCGAGAAUGACGCAAGAGAAGAAGAGGGGGACAUUCCCGAGCUGCUGGGAGACGUCACACCAGCAUCACCCGGCCGCGCAUCCGCCAAACUCCCGUCCGAGCAUGGCUCGAGCGGAAGAAGCGGAAGAAGCGAGAGAAGUGCGAGAAGUGCGAGAAGUGCGAGGAGUGGACAAAGUGUGAGAAGCGCACAAAGCGCGGAGGUGAAAGAGGAUGACGUCAGACAGGCCAAGGUCAGCGCUCGUUCAUCAGAGGCUCAGGCUCCAAGCGUGAUUCAGGCCUCGUCCGGCUUUGGGUCCCCCAGCCCCACGGCCACGCCUCGCGAGUGCCUCGCGGACAGGUUCCAGGCAGAGAUCGAAGCACGCAUGCAGGCAAAGCGAGCUGGCUCUGGCCAAAACUUGGCACCUGUUCAUAUGGAGGAGGAAGAAGAGCAAGCAGAGGAGGAUGAGGAGGAAGAGGAAGGAAUGCUGGAAGUUCCAGAGGACUCGGACGCUCAUGAAAGCUUCCAGGGCAGUGAAGACUCCGGAUGGUGA
This is a messenger RNA of Effrenium voratum, 948 nucleotides long. Lineage: Eukaryota; Dinophyceae; Suessiales; Symbiodiniaceae. The record is from the annotation of a GenBank genome assembly.